Rodentolepis nana is the source of this 1677-nucleotide messenger RNA. The record is from the annotation of a GenBank genome assembly. Lineage: Eukaryota; Metazoa; Platyhelminthes; Cestoda; Cyclophyllidea; Hymenolepididae.
AUGAUCCGAUGUGCAAAGAAAACUAUUCCCAGAGGCAAGACUAAACACUAUCGAGUGUUUUGGUCUAAAUACCUUGAGGAACUGAAAAGAAAUAGGGACGUCCUUCGCAACACUGCUGAUCAGACUGGAAGAACGGAAGACGUACAAGCCUGGAGACGACAAUCAGCUGUCCUAAGGCAAUCCAUCUUACCAGCUAAACGGACUUCCUGCGACAAGUUCAUCUCAAAUAUCAAUUAUCAAAGUGAUAACCAACACACUUUCGAAAUCCUGGGCAACCUCCAAAACACCAGGGAAACACCCAAGAAAGAACCAGUUGUUAUUUUGAAUAAUAUGAUACCACAACCUUCCCGUAACCAAACUCCUUCAGUGUACGGUCUAUCAGAACUUCCCGAUGGAAGUUUUCUUUCAAGUAACGCUAGUUUACGCAAACGUAUUUAUAAGACCCACCUUGCAUCUGCUCAACGUCUUCAAGAUCUUCUACGUCUCACACUUGAUCAUAGAAAUCAAUCCCUAUCUUUCGCUCGUCCUAUCAUUGAUGAUUUCUUCCAGAAUAUUACUAAUGUUGAUCGGCGAAAUGAAUAUCUUUCAAUCAAUGUCAUUAUUUCGGCAAUAGCUUUUGCCAUGGGCCGUUUGGCCUUUCAGAAAAAUCUCAUUUUCCGUUCUAAUCAACUUUUCAAACUUGCUAAGGACAAAAUGGCAGAAAAACAGGUGGAGUACAUUGAGGAGGUUGGGGCUACGUCACAAUUGGUAAAUGCUUAUCUCACUUGUUGUCAACAUCUAAACAUUUCCUCAAAAAGUACUGAGUCCCUUAUGGACUCUUUUUGGGCAUUAUUAUGCCAGAAUUUGUCAGCAGACGUCUCAAUAUUUGACCUGAAAUUGAUAUCGGUCCAUUCCUCUCCCCAAAAGAAUGCUUUCUUCUUCAAUGAUAUCGUCACAUUCCUCGACUUUUCACCAACUACCUCAAAAUUGAGUUUCGGUCUUCGAAUAUCGUUAUGGCGAUUAAUGGACAAAGUCCGAACUCUCCUCUCUAUAGAGCGCGAAUCUAAGGUGGAUAUUUCGCAAUUGAAACAAAAUUGCAACUCCUGGCUCUCUCUUUACUCGAAAGAAUUAGUGAAUAAUGGCUUUUAUUGGGUUCAAACUUCUGCCCUGGCGCAGACAGUGGCUUUCUGCGAUCGCCUACUUUCGACCAUUGACGAUGAAACUACUUUCUCAGACGCAUUCGCUAAUUUGACUCAUUGUGUUGAAGACGAGGUUGAAAUCACGAAUUUCGAGAAGCAAUUGAUCGAUUUUAUUAUCCUGAAUUCACCACUUAAAAAAUCUUCAGCACGGGCUGCUUUAUUUGACGCAUCCUACGAAUUUUUUUCUAAAAAUACCCUUCUUCCAGCUGAUGCCCAAACCAUCAUCCGGGCUAAGCUAGAGGAUAAAAGUGCGCAAUCAUCAAGUAGCGAUAACCUUUUUGCAGACUUACCGGAAUUUGGAUUGAAGGUAAAUUCAUUUCCCUCGUCGUUUUCACAAAAGACCGCCACCAACACCAUAUUUGAGCUAGGAAGAUGUGUUCGUGAUGUUUCCUACCUCAUGAGUUCAGAUCCCGAGGUGGUACUGAGGGCUUGUAAAGAUUUAAUUACUAUUGGCACGUCGGUAGAAACUAUAUUCCGUUCCGGUGUGGUCCAUACGUGA